UCUCAGCCUUCAGUGCACGGAUCAUCACAGCUGGUUAGCUGGCGUGCUAAGACAUUCAGCUCGGCGUCGCUGUUGCAGUGUCUGUGCUCAGCCCUCACGCCCGGAGCAACUAAAGACGGUUUCAGAUGGAGCCGAGAAUGUAGCCCGGGUCUCGUAAUUCGUGUAACUGCAGUGGCAUCGGUGCAGACCAUCUCCGUCCAGGGAACCAUGUUCUAGGGGACUCGCAUGGACUCGCACUCUACAAUGAACAAUGAGGACGAGUUCUACGACGCCGUCACAGGCUUGGAUUCAGACGAGUCAUGUGAAGGCACCUCGGAGGCCAGUUUCAAAGAUGCUAUGGUGGGUGACAGCACAGAAAAAAACAAUGGUACCAUAACGCAGGAGAACGGAAUCAGGAAACGCCGGUCGGCCCUUCCAGCUCCCAUGUUCUCCCGCAACAACUUCAGCGUAUGGAGCAUCCUGAAGAAAUGCAUUGGGCUGGAGCUGUCUAAGAUCACCAUGCCUAUCGUAUUCAACGAGCCGCUGAGCUUCCUGCAGAGGAUCAGCGAGUACAUGGAGCACACGUACCUAGUCCACAAGGCCUGUGCACAGGCCGAAUCCAUAGAGAGGAUGCAGGCGGUAGCUGCCUUUGCCGUGUCUGCUGUGGCCUCUCAGUGGGACAGAACUGGAAAGCCGUUCAACCCUCUCUUAGGAGAGACCUACGAGCUCCUACGGGAGGAUCAGGGCUUCCGGCUGGUCUCGGAGCAGGUGAGUCACCACCCGCCCAUCAGUGCGUUCCACGCUGAAGGCCUCGCACAGGACUUCGUGUUCCAUGGCUCCAUAUACCCCAAGCUCAAGUUCUGGGGCAAGAGUGUAGAAGCAGAACCCAAAGGAACCAUCACGUUAGAGCUCCUCAAGCACAAAGAGGCAUACACAUGGACAAACCCCCUCUGCUGUGUACACAAUGUCAUUGUGGGCAAAUUGUGGAUUGAGCAAUAUGGCACGGUCGAGAUAGUCAACCACAGCACUGGAGAUAAGUGUGUGCUGAACUUCAAACCCUGCGGCAUGUUCGGUAAAGAGCUACACAGAGUGGAGGGCUACAUCCAGGACAAGUGUAAGAAGAAGCGCUGUGUGAUCUAUGGCAAAUGGACAGAGUGCAUGUGGAGUGUGGACCCGCAGGUGUACGAGUCCCAUCGCAAGAACGACAGGAAGGGAGCAGCCGACUCCAGGAAACAGAAAACGGAAGAGACAGACGUCGCAGAGAACGAGGACGCAGACGACAUGCCGGAGGUUCAGGAAACCGUGGCUGUGAUUCCUGGCAGCACUCUGCUGUGGAGAGUUGCAUCUAGACCUCCUAAUUCAACAGAGAUGUAUAACUUCACUAACUUUGCGAUCGGACUGAAUGAGUUGGAGCCUGGCAUGGAGGGAGUUCUGGCUCCAACGGACUGCCGCCUACGGCCCGACAUCAGAGCCAUGGAGAUGGGAGACAUGGAUGAGGCCAGCAAACAAAAGGAGAGGCUAGAGGAGAAACAGAGAGCAGCUCGUAAAGAGAGGGCCAAGGAUAAUGAGGAGUGGUCCACGAGGUACGGUGUAUCGGCCUUGACACCUUGCAGAACCCAAAGGGAAGAAAAGGGUUUAUGGAGUCAACAAAUUAUGACGAUGCAUAUUCUCUUUAAAAUGCUACCUUUUUUUCUUUUCUUUCAUUUUGGUGGGUUACCAAAGGUGAAAGUGGUUUCUAAGGAUUAUAUAGUAUUGUAGAAAGUAGACCAUUUUUGUGACCGUUCUCCAUCAAACAGCGUCUCUGUUGGCAGUAGAAAAACCACAUUUUUACUCCUCUCGUACCUUUUAGUUGCAUUAGCGUGGUGUUGUCUUUGCAUAGAGACCUUUUAUGGCAGGGUUUCACACCCAUCUAUGGCACUUAAGUUUGGAGUCCACCAUGUCACAUUGUGUACUUCCAGUUCAGAUCAACUCACUCUUUAAAAUGAUCAACACGAUUUAUGAAGACAUACACACUGUGCACCCGUCAAAGCAGGCAAAAUCUAUGCAACUCAUCAACUAGCUCAAGUUGCAGUGUAUUCUUCUGUAACUAUAGUCAUACCGUAUAUUUUAGAUGUGUGUAAAAGCCAGUCUCGGUGAAAAGAGAAUCAUGUCCAUAAAAGCUGUUUCUGUAAGUGGUCCAGCAGAAACCCAUCACGGCUCACGCUCCUGCCUCAGCAUCCACAAUUGGCCGCGUUUGUGUGGAAAUUCCCCCGUUCAUAGCCCUGCUCCACUUUCACUUGGCACACAAACCUGACUCAUAGUAAUUUGAGAAACUCUAGCUAUGAUGUGUGCAAGAGAAAAUGUUGGAAGUAUUCUCGAAGUACAGGGAUGCUAGAGAAUUUUUUCGUGUUGUUUUUUUUUUUAUUUUUAAAUUCUAUCCCAAACAGGUCAUGUCCAUCCCCACUCAGACCCCAGCCUCUACCUGGAUUUGAAUACACAAUUGAGUCACUAACACUUGAUAAUUUUAUUGUUUGGUGUUUCUUGUGCUCUGUGUCGGGUCUUUAAAGAUUCGUCGGAGUAUGUCUAAAGAUGUUGUUGUUGUUGUUGUGGUUGUUAUUGUUGUUGUUUUGUUGUCUGCUUGGCAAUUUAACCAGUCUCCUUUCCUCUGUGUGUAACCAUUUAAAGAACUUAAAUGUCAACAAGAAUGUCAACGCAUUUUCACAAGCUCUGAGGGACUCAUACAGUUCAUUACACUACUUCACAUCAUUAUUAGUUGUCCCUAAAUUUAAAUGUACAUUUAAAUAUUUGAAAACUAGCAAUAUAAAACUAAUAUUCAACAUAAAAUCUAUAUUUUAAUUUGGCAUUGUGUGGAUUCAUUUUGUAAGUUAAGUGCUUUACCUUACUCUUAACUAUACAUCAUGUUUGUGUGCAAAUGCCCCUUCUGUUUCACAUGUUGCACAUGUUUAGUAAUCACAGUCUAUUAUUUUGUGCAAUGCUGUAUUUUUAUAGUAUUUAAAUACAUUUCUGGUGAGAAAUUAAAACAUUUUAUUUUCA
This is a messenger RNA of Electrophorus electricus (electric eel), 3012 nucleotides long. It is a transcript of the gene osbpl2b, whose product is annotated as oxysterol binding protein-like 2b. Gene Ontology annotation, cellular component: perinuclear endoplasmic reticulum; cytosol; plasma membrane. Gene Ontology annotation, molecular function: cholesterol binding. The record is from RefSeq and is a predicted model, not a curated record. Lineage: Eukaryota; Metazoa; Chordata; Actinopteri; Gymnotiformes; Gymnotidae.